AUGGAUACCGGCAAUGAUAGUCCCAACUACUUGUUUGACGACAGUAAGAGGCCCGCACUACCCUACGUCGCCGGCGCCUCCUUCGAGAUCAAACGACACAAACCGCUCGCACCCUUCGACAGCGGCAUCUGCUACGCAUAUCCCACUCAAUUCAGCCUCAUGCAUCAACUCGAGGUAGUGCGGCAGAUCAGGGUGCGCGAUGGUGCCUACGCACAAGUCGUGCAGUGCCGUAUAGAUGGUAUCCGGGGCCCGCUAGUGGCUAAGAUCUUCGACCCUCUCUAUAGGUGGGAGGACGUGGAGUUAGACGAGCCUUGGUCACCCGUUGGGCUCGCCGAGUCUGAGUGGUCCUGUGAGGCUGCCGCCUAUACAAGAAUCCACGACCGCGGGUUGGACGGAAGGCACACGCCGCGCUUCGAGGGUUGUUGGUCUUUCGAAAUACCCUACGAGCUGGAGCUGGCCCGCAACAGUUCUGCCGGUCAAACAAGCGUCGUCACUGCCACCACUACCACCGCCAUCGAUGACGGCCCUCACUCGAAUGAUGACAGAGGAAUACGACAACAACAGCUGUCGAAACGGCCCGAGUGCCGCACUUUCAAGACGACUCGCAAUGUGCGCCUGCUGUUAAUGGAGUACAUCCCGGGCGACAGCAUCCUUCAGCUGCUCCGGACGGGUUCUUAUCAGGACAUACCGCCACACAUCCGCAUGGACCUGCUGGGACGCAUCGCCGAGGCCCAAAAUGCGCUAUGGCAUAUACGCAAAGGGCAGAAACGGCGAGGCCUAGACAGUCAGAAGUGGCUUGUCGCGCUUGUCGACUUCGGGAGAUCCGUGGUUCUGGACCUGCCCAACGCAACGAGUAACCUCAAAGGCCGCCUCCCACCCGCCCUGCCACUGCCACCGAACCCGAUGACCAGGUGCCGCGGGUCAUGGCCCGUCUAUCCCCUCUGUUUGGACCCCGACUGCGAUGGCGACGCGCCAAGGGAGGACAAUUGGGUUCAUGACGAUUAUCAAAGCUUCAAAGCGAGGCGCGAGUGGAUGGAGGCGAGAUGGGAUAUUAAUGGCUGGAAAGCUUGGAAGGGGGGGGGGGGGCUCUUUCGGUCAUUGCUGCUUUUGUAA
This is a messenger RNA of Diaporthe batatas, 1113 nucleotides long. RefSeq lists its product as uncharacterized. Lineage: Eukaryota; Fungi; Ascomycota; Sordariomycetes; Diaporthales; Diaporthaceae. The coding region runs from base 1 to 1113 and encodes 370 amino acids. The transcript has 4 exons. The record is from RefSeq and is a predicted model, not a curated record.